AUGGAGUCUACAUCCGCCACCACAACAAAGCGGACUCGCGUCGUUGUUGCUCAGUCGAAGCGAGGCUGCGUGACCUGCAAGUAUGGGUCCUCGCCAUUCCAUCCUCCGGCGCCCAGUCCCAUUCUGCUAACCGGACGAUGCAGAACUCGUCGGGUCAAGUGCGACGAGCAAAGGCCUCUAUGUCGGCGAUGCAUCCAAGCUGGUCGACUAUGUCGCGGUUACGUGGAUAGGCAGGAAAGCAGCUUGUCCGCCUUGCAACCUGCUCUGAAGUUCGGCGUCGCAGCAGACCGUCAAAUGGAGAGGCUCAGCCAUCUCGCGGCCCAUGUGCUGUCUCUGGACAGUGACGGCCGUCCUCUGCAGGGUGAUGGCGUCUGGGGACGCAUAUUCCUGCAGCUAUCGAGUCAGGUCGAGUGUGUCAAGGCCGCUGCGGCCGCGUUCGGGGCUGCAUACGAAUCAUCGCUCAACAGCGGCGCUGUCGUGAACAGCCCCUCUUCCUCCUCCUGGCGUUACUACGGCUCGGCGCUGGCAAGGCUUCAAUCAGAUCUCAACGGCGGUGCUGUUGGACCAGAGUCCCUGGCCCUGGCAUCCAUGAUCCUGGCCUGCGUGGAGAUCCUGAGCCAACACGAGCAGAAUGCGUUCACACACUUCUUCGGCGCCGUGCAGAUCCUGACCAAGGCUUACCAACCCCACACGAGCGCGCCGUCUGCUGCCAUUCUCGGUCGAAUCAGAGACGAACUGGUUAAAAUGAACCUUUCGAUUGGUAGCUACGCCUUGGCCCAGACGCCAGCCGUUAUGCACCUGGAACACCAAGCAGCCGCUGGCGUGGAUCGAGAAGCAUUCAGCGACCCGGAGCUUGCGAUCAACACCGCGAUGUCCUGCCUUCACCAAUCAUACCAGUUUAUCGAGUCCGCUGCCCGUCUUCGGUACACGUAUCCAAGCUGGAAAGAGCACGAUCCCAUCUUGUGUCAGGGCCAGUCAGACGCGGUGAACCAGUGCCGUUCGGUCCUCGACGGCCUCGCGGCGCUUGCCACCAGGCUGCAAGCCCAGCAGGCCUCGGCAACAUCCACGGCGCGAGACUCGGAGACGAUGGCGGAGAUCUACGCCAUGAGCGCGCAGCUGACCGCUGCCCUGAUCUUCCUCCUCUGCGUGCACGAGCCGUUGCAGACAGCGUAUGAUGGCCACGAGGACCUCUUCCGCAGCAUCGUGCGCGACGCCGCCGCGUCGGCGCGGCUGAGGCGGCGGGCCCAGCCGAGCGCGCUCCGGCGCUUCUCGACGCGGCCCGGCAUCGUCGGCCCGCUCUUCGUCGUGAGCGCCAAGUGCAGGGAUCCGCCGCUGCGCGCGCUGGCGACCACGAUGCUCGGCGAGCAGGGCCGCGAGGGGCCGACCGACGGACGGAUCAUGGCCGCCAUUGGCGCUCGGCUGGCGGCCCUGGAGAUGUCUGCCUGUGUGCCUUCGGUUCCUGGCGCUCCGCUGACUGCUGGCGACGUUCCCGAGAGUCAGAGGGUCCAUGGGUAUGGGGUGUCGCCUCCAAGAGUGGAUGGAGAGGGCCGCCGCGUGGUUGAUGUGCAGUUCAGCCGGCCAAAGGUGCCUCUCGAGCAGGGAUGGGGGCUCGUGGAUUACUCGUGCCUGGACAACUGGAUAUUAUGGUCAGAACCUAUCGAGAUAUCUGGAGCGUAG
Messenger RNA from Thermothielavioides terrestris NRRL 8126, 1677 nucleotides. RefSeq lists its product as uncharacterized. The transcript has a single exon. The record is from RefSeq and is a predicted model, not a curated record. Gene Ontology annotation, biological process: regulation of DNA-templated transcription. NCBI's taxonomy places the organism in Eukaryota, Fungi, Ascomycota, Sordariomycetes, Sordariales, Chaetomiaceae. Gene Ontology annotation, molecular function: zinc ion binding; DNA-binding transcription factor activity, RNA polymerase II-specific. Bases 1 to 1677 code for a protein of 558 amino acids.